CCUUGCUGUGCAGGGUUUGUCUUUAAGCAGAACUUGCCCCUCCACAAUGUUUGAGACAUUAACUCUUUCAGUCUCUCACAAGUAAGGCGCAUACCUGUAACUGUGUUUACUGUAAGUUCAAAUCUAAGAGACUCUUCUCAGAGCAGGUCAGCAAGAGGAUGAGAGGCAACCAUCACAGACUGCAGCAAGGGAGAUUCCAGUUGAAUAUAAGGGGAAAAAAAUAAUCACAAUGUGAAUAAGCAAGCACUGGAACAGGGGCCUGGAAAGGCUGUAUAAUCUUUUUAUUGAAGACAUCGAAAACUUCCACUGGAUGAGGGUCUGAGCAACCUGAUCUAACUUUGAAGGGAUCAGGUGGCUGGACUAGACGACAUCCCACCAGACAUCCCUUCCAACCUAAAUUAUUCUGUGAUGACGGCACCUACUUCUAAACCAUAUAAACAGAGCAGUGUUAAACACAUCAUAUGUUGGUGAGCAAAUGCAUGAUGGACUGCACAAACAGCCUGCCACAAGAGGGAGGAAAUGCUGGGUUUUGAACACAGCCCAGCACAAGGCUUGUAGUUCCCGGGUGGGCGGGAGCUGAGCUGAAAAGCCCUCUCACAGCUCUCAUGUCUCUGAAAGGGGACGUGUCCAAAUGCCUGCUGAGUGUGAAGCCUGUGACGUGAGCCUAAAGAAAUAGAGGACGUUUCUUGAUUGCUGCUCUGAUGCCAGGAGGACCUGGUGCCAAGCUUUAGCUGUUGCAUCCAACACAGUGGAAUGUGGAUUUUGACUCCACUGCAUUUUCCUAAGAAGGAAAGCAGUAUCACCAGACCAGAGAAAGAGGAGACUGCGCAUUAACAAAGCAGCCUGCUGACUCCCUGCAUCAAACACUGCUGGCCAGCCCUUUCACUGAGAAUUCACGCUGGCCUUACCAGAAGAGAGGCAUUUCAGCUCUGCCUAUACUAUUAAGGCUACAAACUCUGCAGAUUGGAAAUUUUGCUGUUUCAUUGUCAUCAGCAAAUAAUUGUGGUAUCAUUUUGCUUUAGCAAACUGGAAAACGGAAAUGAAGAGAAAUACAACAAAGUUGCUGUGGCUGUUGAUGUUCUUCUCUGAUAUUGUGCCAUUCAGCUAUGAGAAAUCAGUGAGAGAGCGAGCUAUCGAGCUGAUGCAAGAUGCACGUUUAAUCGAUGGCCACAAUGACCUCGUACUGCAGCUGAGAAUAUUUUACCAAAAUAGACUCAGUAGAGUCAACUUAAGAGAACUCAACAAGACCCACACAAACAUUGUGAAACUUCAAGCUGGUUAUGUGGGAGCUCAGUUUUGGUCAGUGUAUGUUCUUUGCAGCGCUCAGAACAAGGAUGCUGUGCGUCUGACCUUAGAGCAAAUUGAUGUUGUCAAGAGGAUGUGUAACAGCUAUGAAGAGCUUGAACUUGUGACAACUUCCCAAGGUAUCUCUGACAGCAGAAGGAUUGCGUGUUUGAUUGGAAUAGAAGGUGGUCACUCCAUUGACAGCAGUUUGGCAACACUGAGGAUGUAUUAUGACUUGGGUGUUCGUUACAUGACUUUAACGCAUUCCUGCAAUACACCUUGGUCUGAAUCAUCAUCUAAAGGAAUACACCAAUUUUAUCCUAGUGUUAUGGGUCUGACUGCAUUCGGCCAAGAAGUGGUAAAGGAGAUGAAUCGCCUGGGUAUGCUGAUAGAUUUAUCUCAUACUUCAUAUUCCACAGCAAAAGCUGCACUGAAUAUCUCAAAAGCACCAGUAAUUUUCAGCCAUUCCUCAGCAUUUUCUGUCUGUAAUCACUCAAGAAAUGUUCCUGAUGAUAUCCUCCAGCAACUGAAAAAGAACAAGGGAAUUAUCAUGGUGACUUUCAAUGCAGAUGUACUGGCCUGUGGCAGAAAAGUUGUUAAUGUGUCUACCCUUGCAGAUCAUUUUGACCACAUAAAGAAAAUUGCAGGUUCAGAAUCAAUAGGAAUUGGUGGUGACUACGACGGAGUGGAACGUUUCCCUGAGGGAUUGGAAGAUGUUUCUAAAUACCCUUCUUUGAUUGAGGAACUUCUAAGAAGAGGAUGGAAUGAAACUGAACUGAAAGGGGUCUUAAGGGAGAACUUUCUCCGUGUCUUCAGGGAAGUGGAAAAUGUGCGGAACUUUAAUAGACUCAUGGAUGUAGGUGAAAGUGAAAUUCUGCAAGAAGUACAAAAUUCCUGUCGCCUAGACCUACAUAAUCAUCAGCUUCAGACAACCAGGUCCUUUGGAUUUCCUUCUGUGGCACAACCUUUUAGUCUGACACUUGUAACUGUAUCAUAUUUAAUACUGUAUUAUGAAUCAUAAGUUCUGUGGAGUCUAGAGAGAGAUAUAUGGAGCAAUCUGCAAUGCAACUAGUUAUCUUUUGGGGGUUUUGUUAAUGUAAAGCUAUGCUAAAUUUUUUAUAUAAUUUUCUAUAAAUUCACCUGCAUACUUGAAAGUUAACAUAGAUUUUAAAUGUUGUAGCAAAAGCAAUUAGAAUUUGAAGGGAUAAAUUCUGUGUCAACUUGGCUAAACCAGGACCAACAUUGUUAAUGGAAAAUAUUCACAUCUAAUGAAUAAAUUCUCCAAUACAUGACACACAGUUUUGGUACCCGUAUUGUGGCACUUGGUAUAAAUACUGGAGUCCAGAAUCAGCAGUUCCACACCAGAACUAGACAAUAUGAUUAAGACAGCUAUGCUGAGAUGUUUUCAGAUGUUACUCCUUGUAAAAUCAUACAACUUUCAUCAUCAGUUGAUGGCUUAAUUGGAGAAGACCACGAGUGGUGGUGUGUUUUGUUUAAUUUUAAGACGACAAGAUGGGUGACAUGGCUAUUUCAGUUCGGAUUUCAUGACUACCACUAGCUUUAGGGAUCCAUCCUGCAGUACUAAACUCUUAUUUUUGAACCCUGACGAGGGCAGUGGGCAACUGGAGAGUUACUGAAGGGUGGAGGUAGGUGUCUUGCAUUCAGGUACAGGUGACAAGGCAAUGUUGUAGAUACUUUUCUAUACAUUGCUUGUUUCUAUAACUUGCUGUUUGCUGCAUGUUCAUGAAGCUGGGAGCAAGAAUAAACCAGGACAAAGCAGGAAUUCUGGCUACUCAGAGGGUGAGAUCUUGGUCUGAUAUUUUUAUUGCAGUCUGAAAAGUAUAAAAUGAGUAUUUAAAUAAAAAUUUUGUUACAAUGUUCCCCAGCUUUGUGGAAAUCUUUUUCACAUUUAAACAAUAAUCCUUAUCAAUAACAGGUUUUAUUAUUUUAUUUUUAUUCUAGCUGGCUAAAAUCAGACCAUUGGCAAAGGAUUCAUAGGCAUCAGAUUAGAAAGAAACCUUUUUAUUAUAAAUCUGUUGCUUCAGCCUUUGGAACACAUUUUUAAAUACACAAGGUAUGUGAGGUUAGAAGCUGCUGUUAUACAGAAGAGCGUAUAGCGCCAUAGGCCUAUUCUUGGUAGGCUAAUAUGGCUCAAACCUGGAAUUUUAAUCAAAUAGUCUGAGAUUUAUGAUGAAACUGUAAGAUGGCAGCACUACAUCUUUGUAGGGUCAUUUCACAGUGCUUGCUGGUAAAUGCCUUCUCAUGAUGCUUGCUGUUAAUUGUGAUUUUUAUCCCAUGAUAUGUGCUUUUAUUUACUGAUGCGACAUCUACAGCAUUUAGCCUUAGUAUAAAAUAAAAGUCCUGUAAUUGAUCUAAGGACAGCAUUUGUAAACACACAAAGUAUUUAACAACUGAAAGCAAGGCUUUCUAAAGUCACUUGCUACUGUUCCCGCCAUCCAUUUCUGCAUUCCAUGUACAAGCAGGGUUUCUGGAAGAAGACUGUUCUUUUAUUGCUUCAAAAUGAAGCUUCAUUCAUUCUUCUGAUAAGGUGGUCUCCUUGAUAAGUAUAUUCUGAAUAUACUACUGCCACUUAAUGAAUUCUUUACAAAUCAUGUUGAAUAAUCUAGUUGCACACAAGCCAAGUUUUUAAGAACAGUUUCUCAAUAAAUACUAGUCCUGGUUAUGCGUCUACAAUGGGGAACUACUGCACUGACUCAGAAGUUCCCAAUAUUGCUUGACUGGCAUCAGAACUUGUUUUACUGGUAAAAUGACGAAUUCAGUAGGGCAAAUGUUUACUUCCCAUCAGUACUUCUGUUAAUAGCUUCAUAAGCCAUUGGAAAACUUCCAUCUAUGGUCUCUUUUCACAGAAUUAGUACUGUGAUAGUAACUUCAUUACAUAUUUGAAAUGUAAGAUGCUUCCUUAUUCCUUCCAGCCUUUUUCUUUCUACUGCAUUAUCACUUGCCUGCCCACUAAUUUCUACUUUUUUUUCCAUACUGAAGCAUGGAUUAAAAAAAUAUUCUUUUUCUUAAAGAUAUGGAUAAUACUUUUAUAUGACUGAUUCCACCAUGCUAUAGAUAUUUGUAGUUUAUUUCCUUGUUUUAUCUACACUGUAUUGCACUUAUUUGUUUGACUGCUUUGUGCAAUGAAUAAUUUGUAACCUUCUGGCAAAACAUAUACAUGAAAUUUAAAUAAAAUAUUGUUUAAAAUUGUGUAUAGGUACUGGUGUAAUCUCACAAAACAAUGUAUAUAUUCAGAAUUCCAGGAAACUCUGAAAGAACCAUGCAACUCUGCUGAAGAAGGAAGGCCAGGGUAUCAUGAGGGCUCUGGGUCUGCUCUUCAAAGGGAAGGUAGCCUCCCCCAUGGCAGGCAGUAGAAAGUCAGGUAGGUUUAACCCUAGAGCAUCCUGGAUGUAGGCAGUCAGCCUCAUCUUCACUCAGAUACCGCCUAACAUAUAGAGAAGUCCGAGCAACUGCCUAUGGAAAGGGAACAUGGAUGACUCAGUCAUUGCUGUGAGUCCAUGAUGACAGUGUUACCUGCAGCAAAUCACUUGGUCAAGCUAGUCAAGUCAUAGAGAACAAGGCUUAUGGUGAACUAGACAGGUUGCCUACGCCAAGAUUAGGAUAACCUCCACUUCACAGCAUUUCUCACAGAUGUGUGAUAAUCUAGAAGUCCCUUUUUCCAUUACAAGUUUCAAUGUUAAUUCAGAAUGCUUCAAAUAAGCUGCUUGUGUGAAACCAAUAUCAGAGUGCAAAAUCGUCAAACAAGAAAUGGAAUCUUGUGCAUCAUGCAAUGAUUAUGGACAUGGUAUCUAGCUUAUCUAAUAGAUGCAGUUAGUUUAUUUUUCUUAAAUGAUCAAAACCACACAGCUUGAAACAUGGUAGAAAGGCAUCUCAUUAGAAUUCCAUUUCAAAAGUAAAAUCAUGUAAGAUAUGGCUGUGACUGCUGUCAGAAAAACUAUAGUGACCCUUCAGUCUGAGUGCUAGUGUCUCCAGUCCUACUGACAGCAGCUUGUAGCAGUAGUCACAACAUUGCAUUUCUAACAGCUCAAGCGUAAAAUGAUUGCACUCUCAUUUCUGCCUCCCAAUGGAGAGGAUGAUUCAUCCUGAAAUUGAAUGCCUUUGCCCUGCACCAAUUAAUAAGAGCAAUUUGCACUGGUAAUUUGAAAUGCCUGCUAGCUCAACUGACAGAUUCUAUUAUGGCUAGUGGUAUCAGUGAAGUAUCAGAUAUAAUUGAGAUACGAACUUUGUAAUAAGCUCUGUUGGCUGCCAAAUGGUGGAAUGCAAGUCAUUAUUUACCUCUUCUAAAUGAGUUAUGCUAACAUGAGUUCCGAAAAUAGUUAUUACUAUUUCUGUAAAUCUCAAAAUCUAUGAAGUACUUUAGGCUGAUUUUCUAAAUAAGAACCAAACUUCAAGGCAUCUUUAACAAUCCAAGGCUCAUACUUUUGCAUGUGUGAUAUGAACAGCCAAAAACUACAGAUGUAAUAUUGAUGCAGACUAUUGAUUUGAUUCUAAAAGGUUGACGCCAGCGCCCUUCCCCCAGUACUAUCCUUUUCCAGACUAAUGGGCUGUAGCAUCCACAGAAAUAAACAACUUCAAUUCUCA
Molecule: messenger RNA, 5886 nt
Organism: Harpia harpyja (harpy eagle)
Lineage: Eukaryota; Metazoa; Chordata; Aves; Accipitriformes; Accipitridae
Product: dipeptidase 2-like
Exons: 12
Coding region: 1040-2305 (421 amino acids)
Biological process (GO): proteolysis
Molecular function (GO): metallodipeptidase activity
Source: RefSeq, a predicted model, not a curated record